Molecule: messenger RNA, 1599 nt
Organism: Equus caballus (horse)
Lineage: Eukaryota; Metazoa; Chordata; Mammalia; Perissodactyla; Equidae
Gene: HHLA1
Product: HHLA1 neighbor of OC90
Source: RefSeq, a predicted model, not a curated record
AUGCCAGGUUCCCUGCAACAUGGUUCUCCGGUGAGGCUGUGUGUGGGCCUCACAUGUGUCCUGUCCCUUUGGAACACAGUGUCUGCUCUUAAAGGAGAAGCCAGGAAGGAAAAUACUAUCACCUUCCUACCUAAAACAGCCUCCGGCUUCAGAGGAGAAGAAAGGAAGGGAAAGGGAGUGGCGUUUCUCGAUACCACAGAGCUGCCUGCCAGGUCAGUGGAUCUGUCGGCGCUUAACCUGACAGAGCUGGUGAAUGGGAUGCUGAGCAGAGCAUUAAAAGAUAGCAAGAAGUUCUUCUCCUUGCUGAGCGUUACUUCAUACAGUUCCUUCGCCUUCCACAAGUUUUCUGUGGCCAUCUACAACAUUUCUAACCUGAAGACGGUGGACCCAGCCAAAUUCCCCAUGCGGUACUGCUACUGUUUAAACAAUCGGACCAAUGACUUGUCAGAUUUCACAGCCCUACUGGUGGACAUCAUUGGCAAUUCUACCAGCUACCUCACAGAGAUUUUUAAGUCAACCUCCAUCCUCUCAGUGAGUCAGACGAGCGAAUCCGACUGCAUCUUCAUCUGCGUGAUGACAGGAAAGUCAGGAAGGAAUCUCUCUGACUUCUGGGAGAUGGCGGAGAAAUCUCCCGUUAUCAAUUACACAUUUACCAGCAGCGUGUCUAGUGUUCUGGGUGAGUCCACCACGGGGAUGGCCGUGACUUCAAAGCUCACAUCCACAAGCCAGCAAAUGCUACCAGGAACCAGCCGCCCAAGCCAAGCCCAGAGCACCCUAGUGUCUGCUCUGAGAACCUCUCCUGGGACAGAGACAACUCCUCCUUCAGAGGGAGAGCAGUUCGUGGACACAGAUAUGCCUCCUGAGCUUCACGCCAGCACCCUGGCCACCCUGGACAGUGCCUCUCCCACCCUCCUAGCCUUGGCUACCAGGAGGGUGGGCAGAACUCCACGGGUGACAGCCACCAGGCAGGCGUGGGCUUCCACACUACCCGUGCCCUGGGCUCAGACCACCGGUGAGAAAACACCUGGAGGGCCUCCCUGGGGAACUCUUUCCUCCACGCCAACAUCUUCUGCAGAGGCCCAGGAGGCCGAGAACACAAGGAGCCUUUCUGGGCCUCCUGCUAGGACAGCGGACACACCUGGCAGCCCUUCCCAGCCCAGCCCGACCUCAGGAACUCUCACCCCUGGCACACAGACUCCGAGUCCAACCAAGGCACCGGCCCCCAAAUAUCCACAGACAGGUGAUCCGUCUGCACCGUGGCCGGUGACCCCCGGAGAAGAGCCAGCCCUGGUCCCAGGACCCCACCAAGUGUCAAGGUGUCCUCAGCCAUUCCCCAAAGAGGAGGCCAUGACAGCUGCUCCUCUCACCCUGGUCAUCCAGAAGCUCAACCCUUGUCUGAUGGAGCUGUGCCGCUUUUUCCAACAAUGUCUCUGCAUGAGCCAGAGGACAGACCCCAGGAUGGAGGCCAUGAGGUACUGUCUUGAAUACUAUUCCUGGUUUCUGAAGAAUGCAACAUACAUCUGUCAGAGGGUGAAAAGGUUGUCCCACUCACGCACCUUAAAACAAAAAUGCCUUGAGAAUAUCUGCAAGUCCGUGUGA